Messenger RNA from Hemicordylus capensis (graceful crag lizard), 1618 nucleotides. RefSeq names its product DND microRNA-mediated repression inhibitor 1 (gene DND1). Gene Ontology annotation, biological process: germ cell development; mRNA stabilization; negative regulation of miRNA-mediated gene silencing. NCBI's taxonomy places the organism in Eukaryota, Metazoa, Chordata, Lepidosauria, Squamata, Cordylidae. The transcript has 5 exons. Gene Ontology annotation, molecular function: mRNA binding. The coding region runs from base 138 to 1154 and encodes 338 amino acids. The record is from RefSeq and is a predicted model, not a curated record. Gene Ontology annotation, cellular component: cytoplasm; nucleus.
UGGGCUGAGGGGCGGGGGCGAGGCUAUGACUCUACCCAAUCCGAGAAGGGUUUGAGAAGUUCCCAGAUUCCCGCGGGUUAUAAAAAGAGCCGCCGCCAGCACGAGGAGGGUGUGUCCCAUGGAAGCUCGGCGGCAGGAUGGAAAUGUGGACAAAUCAAUCUAAUAAAGCUGCCCUCCAAGCUUGGGUGAAAGAGACUGGAAUCCAGUUAGUUCAAGUCAAUGGCCAGAGGAAAUAUGGUGGCCCUCCACCAGGCUGGACAGGCAAUGCACCUCCACCACCUGGUUCAGAGGUUUUCAUAGGGAAAAUCCCACAGGAUAUCUAUGAAGAUAAGCUAAUUCCCCUCUUCAAAAGUGUAGGAGUUCUGUAUGAAUUCAGACUAAUGAUGACUUUCAGUGGCCUCAACCGUGGCUUUGCUUAUGCCAAAUAUACCAACCGACGCAGUGCCCAAAGGGCUAUUGCUACGCUUAACAACUUUGAAAUCCAAGUUGGCUACCUCAUUCAGGUCUGUAGAAGCACUGACAAAUGUGAACUCUGCAUUGAUGGUCUGGCUCCCUCUGUGCAACAGUGCCAACUUUUGCCAAUGCUGCAGGAACUUACCACAGGGGUCCUGGACAUAAGCUUGCACCCAAGCCCUUUUAGAAAGCAGAGGCAGCUGGCACAAGUGAAAUAUAUCUCCCAUCAGGCUGCUGCAAUGGCCAAGAAAGCUCUUGUGGAAGGUAGCUUGUGCCUCUGUGGGGACCAAGUUGAAGUAGACUGGCUGAAGCCAAACACAAAACAGGAACUCCAGAACUCCCCUGUGCAAGCCUUCCCAAAGAUCUUUCCAUCUGGUCCUGACAGAAAAACUCUCAGUCAAGGGCUGUGUGGGCCUGAGGACUGUUGCAUGCCACCAGGAGUGGGUACUGUCCUGGACUAUCUGAACAUGCAAUGUGAGGAGCGGCAAUUGGGGACACCUGUAUUCCUUACAAAGUGUAUACAAAAGAACCCUGAAGGCUGGCUGCGGUUCUGGUACCAGGUGGUGAUUCCAAAAUACCCAUCUCCCUUCAGUGGGUUCAUUUGGCUGAAGCCAAGUCAUUCUGGAUUGGAAGACCACGAAAUGGCCAAAAAUGCAGUGGCACUGCAGUUACUCAAGGCCCUAGGAUGCCCAGUGGUGUAAAGACAUGUUUGAAGAUCAUAAAGGUGGCCUAUGUGAAGCUGGCUUUACUUGGCAAAUCUAUAUGGAGGAUCAGUAUCUAGCCUGUUUUAUUUAUGGAACUGGGGAGCACUGCUGACUUUUUGGAUGUCUCUGUUCUGGUUAUGUUAGUGCAUGUUCUUUUGAAUAGCAUCUUCAUUUGUAUUUAACUGUUUGAAGUGUUUGUUUUUUUUAAUGUAUACGUUUGAAUUUAGGUUCUGGCCAGGUCCUGUGGGGUGUUACAUUCUAAAAAGUAUAAUACUAAAAGCAAGUCCUGUAGCUUCAAGAUACUUAUUGGGGCAAGAUGAAUCACUUAGCAAGUCAGGCUUUUAAUACUACUUGGUGUCAGUGUCCUUUGCUAUCUGAUAGCAGAAACUGUUAAUCUCUGAAGAUGUCUGCCUAUUGUCUAUUAAUAUAACAAAUUGGUUAAUAUAAGUGUUCUAUAGUAA